AUGGGUAACCACUUAGUCGUACCCGCUGACGGCUGUCCUCGGCCCCUGGUGAGUGAUGGUCGUCAAGGCACUUCGCCAACCACGCCUACCAGAGGAGAUCCUAGAAGGGUUCUUCAUCGGGGAGGCGGUACUGCUCCUGGGUUGCAUCGUCCAUCUUCCCCGACGAAUGCGGAUGUUGAAGACUUG
Messenger RNA from Amoebophrya sp. A25, 186 nucleotides. The record is from the annotation of a GenBank genome assembly. NCBI's taxonomy places the organism in Eukaryota, Dinophyceae, Syndiniales, Amoebophryaceae.